Molecule: messenger RNA, 1837 nt
Organism: Trifolium pratense (red clover)
Lineage: Eukaryota; Viridiplantae; Streptophyta; Magnoliopsida; Fabales; Fabaceae
Product: CBL-interacting serine/threonine-protein kinase 9-like
Exons: 14
Coding region: 263-1576 (437 amino acids)
Biological process (GO): signal transduction; protein phosphorylation
Molecular function (GO): protein kinase activity; ATP binding
Source: RefSeq, a predicted model, not a curated record
UAUGUUUUUGUCUUCUUCUUCUUCUUCCUCAUACUAAUAAUAUAGGGACCACAUAUUUCAUGUGUCAUCACACGUUACAAACACGCAAUUCAAUCAUUCUAUUAUUCAAUUCUAUCAAUAUCUCUUUCUUCAUUCUCAUUCGUCACCAUAAAACACUAUCUCAUAGUAGUACUAUAAUUAAUCUUGAUUAUGUUACAAAUAUUCUAAGGUGUUAGUUUUUGUUUGUUUGAAACGUUAAUUUUGUCGAAGUGUUUGUUUUAGGAUGAUGAACAAUAAUAAAGUACCACCGAGACCUCGUACUAGAGUUGGAAAGUACGAGAUGGGAAAAACAAUUGGUGAAGGAAGUUUUGCGAAAGUUAAGUUAGCAAAGAAUGUUGAAAAUGGUGAUUAUGUUGCUAUUAAAAUUCUUGAUCGUAAUCAUGUGCUUCGUCAUAAUAUGAUGGAUCAGCUGAAGAGAGAAAUUUCAGCUAUGAAGAUAAUUAAUCAUCCAAAUGUUGUUAAAAUAUUUGAGGUAAUGGCAAGCAAAACAAAAAUUUACAUUGUCUUGGAGUUAGUUAGUGGAGGAGAAUUAUUUGACAAAAUUGCUAAAAAUGGGAGACUUAGAGAGGAUGAAGCAAGAAGUUAUUUCCAACAACUAAUCAAUGCAGUUGAUUACUGCCAUAGUAGAGGCGUGUAUCACAGAGAUUUGAAGCCAGAGAAUCUUCUUUUGGACUCAAAUGGUGUUCUUAAAGUUUCGGAUUUUGGAUUAAGUACAUACUCACAGCAGGAGGAUGAACUUCUCCGUACGGCAUGCGGAACACCGAAUUACGUUGCUCCUGAGGUGCUUAAUGAUAGAGGUUAUGUUGGUUCUACAUCUGAUAUCUGGUCUUGUGGAGUCAUUUUAUUUGUACUUAUGGCUGGCUACUUGCCGUUCGACGAGCCGACUACAAUUGCACUUUAUAGAAAAAUUGGUAGGGCUGAGUUCACAUGUCCGCCUUGGUUUUCGCCUGAGGCAAAGAAACUGCUCAAGUCUAUACUUAAUCCGAACCCUCUAACGAGGAUAAAAAUUCCGGAACUCUUGGAAGAUGAAUGGUUCAAAAAAGGAUAUAAGCCGGCAUCUUUUACCGAGGAAGAUGAUAUCAAUGUAGAUGAUGUUGCUGCUGCUUUCAAUGAUUCUAAGGAAAAUCUCGUGACAGAGACCAAAGAGAAACCUGUGUCGAUGAAUGCUUUUGAGCUUAUUUCUAGAUCACAAAGCUUCAAUCUUGACAAUUUGUUUGAGAGGCAAAAGGGGGUUGUAAAGCGCGAAACACAUUUCACUUCACAGUGCCCUGCAAAUGAAAUUAUGUCUAAGAUUGAGGAGGCUGCCAAACCUCUCGGAUUUAAUGUUCACAAGCGAAAUUACAAGAUGAAGCUGCAAGGUGAUAAAAGCGGAAGGAAGGGUCACCUUUCAGUGGCUACUGAGGUUUUUGAAGUGGCUCCGUCGUUGCAUAUGGUCGAGCUACGAAAGACGGGCGGCGACACACUAGAGUUUCACAAGUUCUACAAAACAUUUUCAUCAGGUUUGCAAGACAUAGUGUGGCAUUCAGACAAAAAGUAAUGAAGUUGGUUCAAGUGCUAGAGAAAUGCAUUUAUUCUGACUCAUGGAACAAAUUUGGAAGAGUCUGGCUCAGAAACUUGAGGCAUAUAUUUCAUUUGGCAAUGAUUCUGUACAAAUGAGACUAUUUCAUUAGGCUUAGAGCGAUUUCUGUGCAGCAUAAGAAAAACUUGUAUCUUAUUAUAACCUUUGCAAAUUAGGGCUUCUUUUUAUGAAGUUGAUCUUUUGAAAUCAAAUAAAAUUGGUUUUGUCUAAUGCGCACAA